Molecule: messenger RNA, 8590 nt
Organism: Paramecium pentaurelia
Lineage: Eukaryota; Ciliophora; Oligohymenophorea; Peniculida; Parameciidae
Source: the annotation of a GenBank genome assembly
AUGUUAGCCUUAGUCAAUACGACAACAUCUUCAUUACGGGGAGGUGGUUGUGGAUCUUUUAAAAUGAAUCCAAGAACAUAUGGAAACUUACAGUCAGAUAUUUAAGAUAUAUAGAAUUUCAUUACCAAAUUUAAAUCUUUUGUUGAAAUAAUUUGUGCUAAAGCUGAUGUUGCUAUCAAUUCAAUAGAAUCUUAAGAAAUAAUGAUAGCCAUACAAUGGUUUAUUUUUUAAGAGGAAAACAUAUACAAACUCAAUCAGAAUCCCUAAAAUAUCAUGAAAUCAUACAACCUUAUUGUAGAGGGAAUCCGAAAAUUAUUGAAAAGUUGUUUGAUCUAUAUUAGAACAGACUCGUUUAAAUGUUUGCAUAUCUUAUAGAUUACAGCAUCUCUAUCAAAAGUUAUAUUUAGUUUCCAUGUAAUGAAUAGUGAUAGAAUUAUGAAUUUUGAUUUAUAAAAGGAAUUUUUAGACAUUUCUGAUGAUUUAAAAUAAUAAAUAGAAUUAGAGAAGAAUGAUUUGAUUUAAAUUUAAAUCGAAGUUUAUCUUUUCUUAACGAAAACUUCUUUCGAAAUGGCUCCAAAUAAUAAUCACGAAAGGAAAGAUAUUGUAAAAGGAUUUGUAAGUGGUAUAUUUAAAUCGUUAAUUCAAUUGAAACCUAAUGCUUAAUUACUUGAAUCCUUAUUUAUGGCAGCCUGCCAAAUUCACAACAUACAUACAAUUAAAAAAAAUAGAAAAUAAUAUGAGGUGUAUUUUUAAAUUGACAUGUUAUAAUGGGAAAUUAUAAGAUUUUUUAGAAAUGAAAAAUUAUUAAUUCUUAAAGAAAUACUUUUACAAAUUUAGGGAAUAUAUGAAAAUCUUGUGAAAAAUUCAAACAAUUGGAAAAAUCAUUUUUUGUGGAUUUAAAUGAUUGGGAAAAUCUUAAUUUUUAAUCCUCUUUUAACAAAACAAAGAUUAAAUUAGUUAAUGAACUCAAACGAUUUUGGAGCUAAUUCAAGGCAAAUGUGGAAGGAAUAUCAGAAAAAAGGAUUACUUAUUUAAACAAACCAUUCAAAUGACUAAGCUGUUAUUUUACUUAGUUAACUUUAAAAUAAUAAACUGAUAUAACUGGAUAGAAAUAUGUUGGAAGAUAGUUUCAAAGGAUGGGAAGACUUUCUUAUAAUUAAACAAUAUUUAAUUGGUGAAUUAAAUGAAAAUACACCAUAUACAAUUCGUUCCUAUUUAAAAUCUAAAUUAGAUUUGUUUAGAAAAGAUUACUAAAAAAAUGAAAAAAUUUUAACUAUUGAGAAAAUGAAAAUGCUUUUAAGUUUCAUUAUUCCAACGAAAUUAAUUAAUUUAAUAAAAUAAAAUAAUGAAAAUUUGGGGGAGGUGAUUAAAGUUUAGAAAUAAUUUAGGAAAAAUGAGUGGGUAAACAAAAGACUAUUACAAAGCACUGUUGAUUCUUAAUUAAAAAAGAUAAUUUGCAACUUAGAUGAAUAUUUGUAAAAUACAUAAAAAAUUCUUAAGAUUUUUAAUCUUAAUUAGAUUAACAAUAACUGUUCGGCUGAAUAAUUCAAAUAGGUAUUUGAAUUUAAUAUGUUAUUUUAACUUAAAUAUUUGAUGAAACUAUUAGAAGAAAUAUUAUUAUAAGCAAUUUAAGAAAUUAAAAAUAAAAUAAAUCAACUCUGCAAGCAAGAUGGCUUAAAUGAUGAAAUAAUAAUACUUUAGUAAUAGAAAGAGUUGAUUUAGGAGCAAUUAAAAAAUCUAAAUCUGAAAGAUAACCAGUUUUCAUUUGUCAACAAGUUAUACUAGUAACUUCUUGACUUGCUAAUUGCAACUCCUGACUAAAAGGGCUUUUUGAAAAAAGCUAAAAGCAUGUUAAGACUUAUUGAAGAUUCUAAAAAAUAAAUCUUAAGGCUAGAAGUUAUUUCACUUAAAAAGUAUAAAUUUAUUGAAUGUUUUCAGAGUUUAUUGAAUCAUCAAUAUUUUCAGUAACAUCUACAGAUUGAAGAAAUUCAAAAAGAUGUUAAUGAAUCCAUUUUAUGUUUUUAGGCAAUAUUAAUUUCACAGUAUGAAAUAGAGUCUGUUUAAGAAUUUGGAGAAAUUUAAUAAUAAAUUUCUAAUAUUUUAUCAUUUGAAUUUGUAUAUAAGUUAAGAUUGAAGAAUUUAAAGCUCAAAUUAAAGCUAACUGCUUUGAAGGAGUCCUUUUAAAAUAUAUUUCUAGCCUAAUUAGAAGAAUUUUAAUAGUUAUAACAAGUUAUCAAUUUGGAUGAAUUUCUCCUUAAUGUAAUUAUAAAUUACCCCCAAAAAUUAAUCGCCUGUCACAACUAAUAUUAAUAAUAAAUAUUACCUGAAUUAAUCGCAUUGAAAUUCACUGAGGAAGAUUUGUAAAAUAAUUUAUCUAAGUAUCAAGGAACAAUAGAAUACUUAAUAUUUAAAUUGAGUAUAGAUGAAUAAAUUAUUCAGACAGAAUAAAAGGAUCUAGAGUUGAUUCAGAAGGAAUUUGAAGAAUUAUUUAUAGAAGAAUCUAGCUCAAUUACACUAAUCGAAAGAAUAAUGAAGAUUAUUGGGAAUAUAUCAAUUAAGGAAUCAAUUAAAAAUGUGGCUGAUAAAAAAUUUAAACAAUCAUAAUUGAUUAUAGAGAAAGAAAAAUAUGAGAAUGUUUAGUAAUAAUUCAGGAUUAUUGAGAAAAAUGGCAAUUUUAAUAAUAUAGAACAUUUCAAAUAGUUUAUUGAUCAAAUCGAUAAAGUUGUUAAAGAAUUGAAGAAUUCCUAUAAUUAAAAUCUAUAAAUUUUAUAAAUACUUAUUUUAGAAUUAUUAAACAAUUUACUAGAAAUGCAAAUAGAAUUAAAAAAAAAAUUUCAUGAUAAACAAAAUAAGGAAGAAAAAAGGAAUUAUCAAUCUUAAUUGAAUGAUUAAUAAAAUGAGGAAGAAAAAAUUAAUUAUAAAUCUUAAUUGAAUGAUGAAAAAAAUGAAAAUUUUGUUAAGCAAAAAAAUGUUCUUAAUUGUUUUAAUGAUAAAUGUGAAAAAAAUUUAUAAAUCAUCAUUAAUGUUGUAAAAAUAAAAAAGAAAAAAAUUACACAAUAGAAACAGCAAUUAACAUAAUUAUUUGAAGAAAUUCAAUAGUUUAGAAAUACUAUUGUUCUAAUUCAGGACUAUAAAAAAGAGAUUUAAAGAAAAAUUACAAAUAUUUUUCUUAAUUGCCUCAAAGAACAUAUUAAUAAAUUUGAAUAAUCAUUUUGGACAACUGCUAACUUAUAUUAAAUGCAAAAUGAAUCAUUUAAAGAGUAUUUUGAUAGAAUAUAAAUCAGUAUAUUAUAAAUUCAAUAUGAAAAAAAUGAUAGCAAUAUAACAGUAUAAACAAAUAUUUGUGAUUUUCUCAAUAAUUUUUUGUUUGAGACGCAAUAAAAAUUAAGAAAACUAAAGUGUUUACCCUUAGAAAAAUAAAUUGAUUAAGAAUAUCUUAUUCAAUAAGUUAAAAAAAUAUAUCUAUUAGGAAAAGAGGAAGAGGAUGAAGAUGAUGCAGAAUCAAAUCAACAAAUAGGGUUAUUUGAUGUGUUGAAUCAAAAGUAUAAAGACUUUAAAAAUAAUGAGGAGUGGAAAAUUAAAUAGGGUCUAGUUUUUACUAUAAUUUAGAUUUCAUCAAAUUGCUUCACAGAUACAAUUAUGUAAUUUUGUUAAUAAGUUUUAAUUUAAUUGUGGGUUUAAGAAAAAGAUUAAAGAGUUAGAAAUUUAUUAAAACACUAAAACUUGAUAAGUUUGUAAAUGUAAAUUUUAUAGAAAGGAUGGUAGACUUAAAACUAUAGAAUUGAAGGAGAAAUGUAAUAAAUGCUGAGUCGAAUCGAUUUUUUGUAAGAAUAAAUUACCCAAGAAGCAAAUGUGAACAAACGAGAGCUAUAAUUGAAAGAAAUGGAUGAAACAACUGAGCAAUUAGAUGAAUAUAUUCAAAAUAUCAGUGAAAUGGGAUAAUAACUUAAAUUGAUAACCGACUUCGUUAAUCAUAUCAGAAAAGGUUUGAUAAGAGUAGAGGGAAAAAUUAAUGAGAUGAAGAAAUAACUAAGCAGCUUGACUAAUGACAUAAAAUUUCUGAGAGGAAAAUCUGUUGAAGAACUUUUUGAUAUUAGAAAAUCGAAAGUGUUGAAAGAAGCAGGAAAUAAAAAUGUAAGGUCUAUAUAUGUACCAUUAUAAACAUUGGAGAUAUUUCAUAAAUUAGACAAAGGGGAAAAGAAUGAAGAAAAGAGUAUAUUGAUGAAUUUAGAAAAUCUAUAUGAUAAAGAAGGGGAAGUGAAUGAGUUUUUAUUAGAUAAUUAAGAAACGGUAUUAUUAAUUCAUGGAGUAGCUGGAUCAGGGAAAAGUACUGCAGCUAAGAAAAUAGAAGAAUUUAUUUGGAAAUUAUAUGACAAUAAUUAAAAAAUUGGGAAUAAACAUCUAAUACCUAUAUAUAUUUCAUUACCCUCUUUAAAAAAUCCUGUGUUUUAAGCAGUAGAGGAAGCACUUCAUCAAGAUUAGUAUGGUUUUGAUGAGCUCUAAUUGAAAGAAUGUAAAGAGAUGUUAGAAAAGAAAGAUUUCCGAUUUCUAUUGAUAAUGGACAGUUAUGAUGAGAUGAAGUUAGAGAAUAUUUAGAAAAACUUGUAUAUUAAUAACAAGCUGAAAUAGAAUUGGUCAAACCCACUUGUUAUUUUUACUACAAGAAGUGAAAUUUUUACAAGUAGCAAUUAUUCUCUAUGGUUUGAACCUGAAGAGAAGGAAAAAUUAAAAGAAAUCAAACUUUUAAAAUUUGAUUCUUAAUAAAUGCAAUAAUAUCUAGAAAAAUUUACAAUUUAAAGUGUUAAAAUAUUGAUUUUUGAAAUUUAUGAAUGGUAAACUCAAAUUUCAAAAAGAGGAGUGAUUGAUAUCAAAAUGUUUGAAUUUUUUUGGGAAUAAUUGUAAUAAUUUCUAACAAAAGAAAUAUCUGGGUUGAAAAGGGAUAAUCUAUUGAAUUAAAAAUAAAUAGACCAUAUUUAAUUGUUAUUGAAGAAUGAUGAGUUUAUAACUUUAAAAAGUCAAGAUGCUAUAAGAAGUCUGAGCAUAAAUUUUCAAAAACUGUGGAGCGUUGAAAAGUACGACAAAAUGAUGAGGUAAAUUAAUUUAAAUAAAUUGGUUGUAACUCCUUAUAUGAUGGAAAUAGUGAUUUAAGUGUUGCCUGAAAUGAUUGCUAAAGCAACUGAGAUAAAUAAUUUGAAAUAAAAUUUUAUAAAGAAUUUUCCAAAGAUGCUUAAAGAGUUCUACAAAAGUAGGUAGCUGAUCCUAAUUUAUCAAUAACACUAGUAAGAACUAUUGGCAUCAAAUAAUGGAGAUGCAAACUAUUAGAAAGUUGUUUAUGAUAAAUAAUGUGAAGUUACAUUGUUUGAUUUAGAUAAAAUAAAUUUUCAAGAAAUGGCUUUCAAAUUUUGGGAUAAAAUAGAAGCAAAUUCAAUUAUCAUACAAACCUAGAUUUCUAAAGAAAUUCAUAUAUUAUAGAAAGAAUUCUUGGAAAUAUUAGGUCAAAGCCAUUCGCAAUUUAUAAUAUUUGCAAUUCAAAAUGAAAAAGCUUUUAUUGAAAUAGUUAUUGACUCAUUAAAAGAAUUUAAUCUGAAAAAUUAUGAUUUUUAUGAGGAGUUUAUACAUUAACACCAUCUGAAAUAAAUUGAAAAGAUGAGAAAAUUAGGAAAAGCUAUCAGUAUUGAUCGUUUUCUACAUGAUUUAAAACAAUAUUCAACUAACCUUGCAAAAAAAAUGAGCAUGAAUGAAAUGACUUAAGUAUAAUAUUAACAAUAAGGAUUAUUGUAUAAAGAAGAAAGAGAAAAUGAAAAAUGGCUCAAUGAUUUUUUUAAUGAUGAUGAUUAAUUUGGAUCUUAUAGAAAAGAUAUACGAAGUUGUUCACUUGUGUAAUCAAAUGGGGCUAUCUUUUAAUUUACCCAUAAAUCAAUAUAAGAUUUCUUAAUUGCAGCUGAUUUAUAUGAAGUGUUAGUUUAAUCAAAAGAUGUUGAUAUAUAAAUAAUGAAUACUAUAAUAGAAAUAUUGUCAAAAGAAAAUAAUCAAUAGGAUUGCUUAGAGUUUCUAUCAAAUGUAUAUUAAAAAUAUUCCUAGAAUGAUAAUAAAAUUGAAAAUAUAUCACUUUUGGAAAAACAAAAAUAACGUGAUUCUUUUUAAUUAACUAUUAAUACAAUUUCUAAUUUGAUCAAAACCAUAAUUAAGCACCAUUUUUAUUCUAUUAAUUAUUCCACCGAAAUUUACGCCGAAACAAGAUAAUUUCUCAUUUAAAAAAUAUCACAAGAAGAAAAAAUAAAAGAAUUUUUGAAAUUCUUAGUCCAUCUCACCAAAAUAGAUGACAAUUAUAUAAUAAGUGGAUCAAAUGCACUCAAUAUUUUGGUUGAAAUGAAAGUGGAUUUAACAAACUAAAAUUUCGAAAAUAUAAAAAUUUAAAAUACUUCUUUAGUUGGAGGAAAUUUUGCAAAAUGUAAUUUAUCAAAAUCAAAAUUAUUUAACGUAAAUAUCAAUGGAAGUAACUUAAGUGGAGCUUAAUUGUUUGAUUGUGAUUGGAAAUAAUUAAAAAUAAACGAUUUAUUUAUAUUAGAGGGUCAUUCAUCUGCUGUCUUAUAAGUCUGUUUUUCACCUGAUGGAAAUACAUUAGCAUCUGGUAGUGUUGAUAAUUCUAUCCGUAUAUGGAAUGUCAAAACAGGCGAAUUAAAAGCGUUAUUUUAUGGUCAUACUAACACUGCCACCUCAGUCUGUUUCUCUCCUGAUGGAAAUACAUUAGCAUCUGGUAGUUAUGAUAACUCUAUUUGUAUAUGGGAUGUCAAAACAGGAUAAUAAAAAGCCAAAUUAGAUGGUCAUUAUGAUUGCGUCAACUCAGUUUGUUUCUCUCCUGAUGGAAAUACAUUAGUAUCUGGUAGUGAUGAUAAGUCUAUACGUCUAUGGGAUGUAAAAAAAGGAUAAUGCAAAGCCUAAAUGGAUGGUCAUGAUGAUUCUGUCUUAUCAGUCUGUUUCUCUACUGAUGGAAAUACAUUGGCUUCUGGUAGUGCUGAUUGUUCUAUCCGUCUAUGGGAUGUCAAAACAGGAUAAUAAAAAGCCAAAUUAGAUGGUCAUACUUGGUAAGUCAACUCAGUCUGUUUCUCUCCUGAUGGAAAUACAUUAGCUUCUGGUAGUGGUGAUAAGUAUAUUCGUCUAUGGGAUGUAAAAAAAGAAUAAUAAAAAGGAUAAUUUGAUGGCCAUGAUGAUUCUGUCUUAUCAGUCUGUUUCUCUACUAAUGGAAAUACAUUGGCUUCUGGUAGUAGUGAUAAGUCUAUCAGUAUAUGGGAUGUCAAAACAGGAUAAUAAAAAGCCAAAUUGGAUGGCCAUACUCAUAAUGUCUAAUCAGUCUGUUUUUCUCCUGAUGGAAAUACAUUAGCUUCUGGUAGUGAUGAUAAGUCUAUCCGUAUAUGGGAUGUCAAAACAGGAUUAUAUUAAGCCAAAUUAGAUGGUCAUUCAUCUGCUGUCUCAUCAAUCUGUUUCUAUCCUGAUGGAAAAACAUUAGCAUCUGGUAGUAAUGAUAACUCUAUCCGUAUAUGGGAUGCCAAAACAGGAUAAUAAAAAGCCAAACUAGAUGGUCAUUAUGAUUGCGUCAACUCAGUUUGUUUCUCUCCUGAUGGAAAUACAUUAGCUUCUGGUAGUAGAGAUAACUCUAUCUCUCUAUGGGAUGUCAAAACAGGAUAAUAAAAAGCCAAAUUGGAUGGCCAUACUCAUUAUGUCUUAUCAGUCUGUUUCUCUCCUGAUGGAAAUACAUUAGCUUCUGGUAGUGGUGAUAAGUCUAUCCGUCUAUGGGAUGUAAAAAAAGAAUAAUAAAAAGGAUAAUUUGAUGGCCAUGAUGAUUCUGUCUUAUCAGUCUGUUUCUCUCCUGAAGGAAAUACGUUGUUGGCAUCUGGUAGUUGGGAUAACUCUAUUCGUCUCUGGGAUGUCAAAACAGGAAAAUAAAAAGCCAAAUUAGAUGGUCAUACUCAUUAUGUCUUAUCAGUCUGUUUCUCUCCUGAUGGAAAUACAUUAGCAUCUGGUAGUAAUGAUAACUCUAUUCGUCUCUGGGAUGUCAAAACAGGAUAAUAAAAAGCCAAAUUGGAUGGUCAUACUCAUUAUGUCUUUUCAGUCUGUUUCUCUCCUGAUGGAAAUACAUUAGUAUCUGGUAGUUAUGAUUACUCAAUCCGUCUAUGGGAUGCAAAAACUGGAUAAUAUAAAGCCAAAUUAGAUGGUCAUUCAUCUGCUGUCUCAUCAGUCUGUUUCUCUCCUAAUGGAAAUACAUUAGCAUCUGGUAGUUAUGAUAACUCUAUCCGUAUAUGGGAUGUGAAGACAGGAUAAGAAAUGAAAUCUCCAGAUAAUAGUUAUAACCAAAUUUUGGAAAAUUGCAAGAUCUCCUUGUUAUAGAACAAGCCUUUUACAAGUUUUUAUUAGAUUAUAUUAUUUAGUAACCCCUUAUAUUACUAUUCUCUGUAUAUCCCAAACUCAAAUAUUUUCGGCUUAAGGAGCUCUUGUCCUUAAAGGAGAGUUUAUUAAUUAGUAAGGCUUCGAUUUAAGAUCAUUAUUAAAAUCAAGAGGAUCUUUUAUUUUGGAAAGCAGUAUGCAAAAUUGA